CUUAUAAUUCCAAAGAAAAGGACUAUUAACACCUUACAAAAACCUCUCGCUCCCCGGUUUGGGUCUCUCACACUCUUUUAUGAAUACACUCAGAUUCUCUCUACUACCAAUUCCCAAAUUCUUCUUCUUGAACGGUUGUCACCCUUACAAACACCGCCAUAAUUUCUCCGUUUCGGUGAACGCUUCUCCUCGCCCAUUUCGAGUGAUACUGAUGGCACCGUCGGAGACCAUUGUUGCGGAGUACGCGAAGUCGAACAGAUCAACGUGCAAGGCAUGUUCCAAAGCCAUCGAAUCCAAAACCCUGAGGUUGGGCUUGGUUUCAAAGGAUAAGAGAGGCUACAACGUCACCAAAUGGCACCACCUCAGUUGCUUCCCUCUACCCUCCUCUCACUCCACUUCUGACAUAAUUACCGGCUUUUCCUCCUUGAAGAGCAGUGACCAGGAAGCUCUCACAAAGUUAUUUGCUGGAGAGGACCAGUCUGAAGCGGUUUGUAAAGCAACAGAAGAAAUACAAAAUGAUCAACAAGAGUCUGAAGAAAGUGAUUCAAAGAAAAGAAAAUUAUCCACAUCUGAUGUUAAAGCCGGGAUGAAUAUCAUCUUUUCAGUGUCUGAUGUCAAGAGCAGUUACAAGGAUGCUACCCUUUUACCCAAAUGGAAGGCAUUCCAGACAAUCAUUUUUCUUGAACGGGAUGAUGGUCUGCAAGAUUCAAGUAAAGUUGCUGCAUUUGAUUUUGAUGGGUGUCUUGCGAAUACAUCUGUACGUAUAUCAGGUUCAAAUGCUUGGUCCCUCAUGUAUCCCUCAAUUCCUGAUAAACUGCAAAGCUUAUACAACAAUGGCUACAAGCUGGUAAUUUUCACCAAUGAAUCCAAUAUUGAACGUUGGAAGAAUAAGAGACAAGCAGCUGUCGACUCGAAAAUUGGCCGUCUAAAUAAUUUUAUUGACAAAGUGAAGGUCCCAAUUCAGGUUUUUAUAGCUUGUGGGAUUGGUAAAUCAGGUAAAGCUGUAACCAAGGAAGAUGAUCCUUUUCGGAAACCGAAACCAGGGAUGUGGCAACUUAUGGAGCAAUACUUCAACUCUGGCAUUACCAUCGAUAUGGAUCAAUCCUUUUAUGUUGGUGAUGCAGCUGGGAGACCAUCAGAUCAUAGUGAUGCUGAUAUUAAAUUUGCAGAGGCCAACGGCUUAAAAUUUUAUGUCCCUGAAGAGUACUUUGGCGCAUGAGCAUCUAAUUUGGUCAUUGGUACAUAGAAUAGGUGUGGCACAACAAACUUUGGAUGGAAGGACAACUAUUAGAUUUCUAUAGAAACGAACAUAUGGAUGAAACGGUGAACAUUUAGUAUGACUAGAUUACUUGUUGAAGACUAGUAUUGUAGAAUGACAAAAUUCUUAUAGUAGUUUAUGCAAAUUACAUAGCUUCAUUGUAAUACUAAACACGCACUUAAAAUAUUUCUUCUCUAUUCAA
Cicer arietinum (chickpea) is the source of this 1460-nucleotide messenger RNA. RefSeq names its product polynucleotide 3'-phosphatase ZDP. Gene Ontology annotation, molecular function: double-stranded DNA binding; zinc ion binding; polynucleotide 3'-phosphatase activity. The record is from RefSeq and is a predicted model, not a curated record. Lineage: Eukaryota; Viridiplantae; Streptophyta; Magnoliopsida; Fabales; Fabaceae. Gene Ontology annotation, biological process: DNA repair.